This is a messenger RNA of Lichtheimia ornata, 1560 nucleotides long. Its product is annotated as 2,3-bisphosphoglycerate-independent phosphoglycerate mutase. NCBI's taxonomy places the organism in Eukaryota, Fungi, Mucoromycota, Mucoromycetes, Mucorales, Lichtheimiaceae. Gene Ontology annotation, cellular component: cytoplasm. The transcript is spliced from 2 exons. Gene Ontology annotation, molecular function: manganese ion binding. The record is from RefSeq and is a predicted model, not a curated record. Gene Ontology annotation, biological process: glucose catabolic process. Bases 1 to 1560 code for a protein of 519 amino acids.
AUGCCUGGAGGUGGACAAAUGCCAAAAGAGAAACAGACACCCAAGAACAAGGUGUGUCUAAUUUGCAUUGAUGGAUGGGGUAUUUCAAGCAAAAAGUCAGCUGAAGGUGACGCGAUCCGAAAUGCCGAUACACCUGUCAUGGAUAAAUUGGAAAAGAAUGAUCCUUUUAUCAAGAUAUCGGCACAUGGUCUUGAUGUUGGUCUUCCGGAUGGAUUAAUGGGUAACUCUGAAGUGGGUCAUUUGAACAUUGGUGCUGGUCGUGUGGUGUACCAGGAUAUUGUCCGAAUUGACAUUGCUGCCAAAAAGAAAGAGUUUGGUCAAAUCCCCAAUAUCAAGGCAGCAUUUGAUCGUGCAAAGGAAGGCAAUGGGCGAUUGCACUUUUUGGGUCUCGUGUCGGAUGGUGGCGUACACUCGCAUAUUGAUCACUUGAUUUGUCUACUGGAAGCUGCCAAAGAAGCAGGUGUACCCGAGGCGUAUGUGCAAUUCUUCGGUGAUGGGCGUGAUACGUCACCCAAGUCAUCUACCAAAUAUGUCAAACAAUUGGAGGAUGCAAUGAAAAAGAUAGAUUACGGCACGAUAGCAACCAUCGUAGGUCGUUAUUAUGCAAUGGAUCGUGACAAACGUUGGGAGCGCAUUCAAAUUGCAUUUGAAGGAUUGACACAAGGCAAGGGAGAAAAGGCUGACGAUCCUGUAUCAGCCAUUGAGAAGCGCUAUGACCAAGGUGAAACGGAUGAAUUCCUUAAGCCUAUCAUUCUCAGUGAUAAAGGACGUGUCAAGGAUGGUGAUACGCUCUUCUUUUUUAACUUUCGAUCGGAUCGGAUGCGAGAAAUCAACCAAGCUUUUGGUAUCAGCCCAUGUCCAUUUGAAAGCAAGGUGCCCAAAGAUCUUGGUAUCUACGACAUGACCCAAUACAAGAGCGACUUUCCUUUCAAGGUGGCAUUUGAAGCACAAACCAUGGAUAACGUGCUCGCUGAAUGGUUGUCCAAGAAUGGCAUAUCGCAAAUGCAUGUAGCUGAGACUGAAAAGUAUGCCCAUGUUACCUUCUUUUUCAAUGGUGGCACAGAGGCACAAUUUGACAAGGAGGACCGUGCACUGAUCCCAUCACCCAAAGUGGCUACCUAUGACCUCCAGCCCGAAAUGAGCUCCAAGCAGGUUGCUGACAAGGUAGCUGAAGCGAUUGAAAGUGACAAGUAUCCUUUUGUCAUGUGCAAUUUUGCUCCUCCUGACAUGGUGGGUCACACCGGCAAGUAUGAUGCAGCUGUCAAGGCUGUAGGUGCUACAGAUCACGGUAUUGGUGUCAUUCUUGAUGCAUGCAAGAAACAUGGGUACACACUUGUUGUCACUGCGGAUCACGGUAAUGCUGAAAAAAUGUUAUCGGAUGAUGGCAAGAGUCCACACACCGCACACACCACAUCGGAUGUUCCUUUUAUCGUUGUAUCAGACAAGUUCAAAUUUGAAAAGAAUGCAAAAGGAUGCCUUGCAGACGUUGCUCCCACAAUCCUCCAUAUAAUGGGCUUGGACGUUCCUAAGGAAAUGACAGGCCAUAACUUGCUCGUAUAG